UCGCAAAAGUCUUGCCGGGUGUGUGGGUGCCUGCAGCGACGAGCAGCCCCCUUUUGAUCACACGCUCGAGUCGAUCAAUCUCCCCCCAUCUCACCCUCGUGCAUGCUCAAAAGCCUGGCCACAGUCAGACUAGCACAUCACCUCUCUCGCCGCAUCGCCACUCCCACCCCCCGCCUCCCGGCCCCCCGACCUCUUAUCUCCUCCCUCCCCGCCAGACCCUUCACCAUGUCUGCUCCUGACGCCAACCUCCACAAGGACGAAGUGACCGGCGAGAUGGUCUCCAAGUCUGAGCUCAAGAAGCGCCAGAAGGCCCGCCAGAAGGCCGAGGAGAAGGCCGCCAAGGCUGCUGAGAAGGCCGCUGCCGCCCCCGCUGCCGGCGCCGCGUCGACGUCCAACGCCGGUGCCGCCGCCGCCGAGGAGCAGCUUGACGCCGCCGCCUUCUUCGAGCUCCGCUCCAACGCCGUCAAGAAGUGGCGCGAGACCAAGAACCCCGACCCCUACCCGCACAAGUUCCACGUCACGUCCGGUAUCCCCCAGUUCGUGCGCGAGUGGGGCGUUGAGGGCAAGAUCCCUGUCGGUGAGACCGUCGAGACCAAGGAGCCCGUCACCCUCGCUGGCCGUGUCUACACUGUCCGCUCGUCUGGCAACAAGAUCAGGUUCUACGACAUCCGCGCCGACGGCCAGAAGGUCCAGAUCCUCGCCCAGGCCCAGAACGCCAAGUCGCUCGAGGACUUCAUCGCCUCCAACGACAUUAUCCGCCGCGGUGACAUUAUCGGCGUAACCGGCAAGCCUUCGCGCACCAAGGCUGGAGAGCUCUCGCUCUCGGCCACCGAGGUCAAGCUCCUCUCGCCCUGUCUCCACCAGCUUCCUGGUCGUGAGGGUCUUGUUGACCAGGAGACUCGCUACCGCAAGCGUUACCUCGACCUGAUUGUCAACACCCAGACCCGCGACGUCUUCAUCACCCGCUCCAAGAUUGUCAACUACAUCCGCAAGUACCUCGACAACCUUGGCUUCCUCGAGGUCGAGACCCCCAUGAUGAGCUUGAUCGCCGGUGGCGCCACUGCCAAGCCCUUCAUCACCCACCACAACGACCUCAAGCUCGACCAGUACAUGCGUAUCGCCCCCGAGCUCUACCUCAAGGAGCUCAUCGUCGGUGGCCUCGACCGUGUGUUCGAGAUCGGCCGUGUCUUCCGUAACGAGCAGAUCGACAUGACCCACAACCCUGAGUUCUCCAUCUGCGAGUUCUACAUGGCCUACGCCGACAUGUACGACCUCAUGGACAUGACCGAGUCGAUGAUCUCGGGUCUCGUCAAGUACCUCAACAACGGCAACACCAAGAUCACCUUCCACCCCAAGGGCAAGGGCGACGAGAAGGCCUACGAGAUUGACUUUGCUACCCCCUGGAAGCGCUUCGACAUGAUCGAGGAGCUCGAGAAGCAGCUUGGCGUCAAGUUCCCUCCCGGAAACACCCUCCACACCGAGGAGGCCAACAAGUUCCUCCGCGAGAUUGCCGAGAAGCACAACGUCGACUGCUCCGAGCCCAAGACCAACGCCCGUCUGCUCGACAAGCUCGUCGGCGAGUUCAUCGAGGUCCAGUGCAUCAACCCCUCAUUCAUCGUCGGCCACCCCGAGGUCAUGUCCCCCCUGGCCAAGUACCACCGCUCGCGCCCCGGACUUACCGAGCGCUUCGAGUGCUUCAUCGCCACCAAGGAGAUCUGCAACGCCUACACCGAGCUCAACGACCCCUUCGACCAGCGCGAGCGCUUCGAGGAGCAGGUCCGCCAGAAGGACCAGGGCGACGACGAGGCCCAGGGUGUCGACGAGACCUUCCUCAACGCCCUCGAGUACGGUCUCCCCCCCACCGGUGGCUGGGGUCUCGGUAUCGACCGUCUCGUCAUGUUCCUCACCGACUCGGCCAACAUCAAGGAGGUCCUCCUCUUCCCCGCCAUGCGCCCUCUCGGCCAGAACAACCCUGGCGAGGCCGCUGCCGCCGAGGCACCCGCCGCCGCCCCCGCCGCCGAGGAGGCCAAGUAGACGUCGUUUUAGGUAGACGCCUUGUUAGCAGUAUAAAAUGCCGUGUUUUCUAGCAGCAGACAGACACAUGCAAUCCUUCGCA
Molecule: messenger RNA, 2116 nt
Organism: Vanrija pseudolonga
Lineage: Eukaryota; Fungi; Basidiomycota; Tremellomycetes; Trichosporonales; Trichosporonaceae
Gene: krs1
Product: Lysine--tRNA ligase, cytoplasmic
Exons: 2
Coding region: 103-2034 (643 amino acids)
Biological process (GO): lysyl-tRNA aminoacylation
Cellular component (GO): cytoplasm; cytosol
Molecular function (GO): lysine-tRNA ligase activity; ATP binding; tRNA binding
Source: RefSeq, a predicted model, not a curated record